AAAAUGGCUGCCUCUCACCUCCCGCACCCUACUAUAACUAGAUUUCUGCUACCAACGACGAGACACGUGCCCCCUCUCCCACACGUGCAACCCCACCUUCCAAAAACCAUUCGCUAUAAAUACCGGAUCCAAAUUGUAAAUUCACCCAUUGCCAGCAGCAGCAGAGUGAGUGGAACUGAAAUGGAAGUAAACUGCACCGUUCCCCAUGCUGCGGAAAUCCGAUCUCAGUUCCUUCAGUUACUUCGUAGCAGACGAAAUGCUCAAGUUCCUUUGACUGUGGAACCUGCAAAACCUGUGGUUAACCCUUUGUAUCAAGAAGUUCCUCCCCCAACCUUCAGUAAGGAAAUGGAGUCUUGUCCAAAGGCCAACAUUGGAAACAUUAAGGAACUGCUUAAAGAGGAAAAUCUUUAUCUCCAUACUGAGGCAGGAGAGCAAGGGAAAUUGCCCUUGUUGAUUUUAAGUAUGAAGGAAAGCAAUCAACAAAAGAGGCCUGCUGUUGUUUUUCUGCAUAGUACACAUAAGUGUAAAGAGUGGUUACGCCCAUUGCUUGAGGGCUAUUCUUCACGGGGAUAUGUAGCCAUUGGAGUCGAUUCCCGCUACCAUGGUGAACGUGCCAGCAGUCUAACCACUUAUCGAGAUGCUCUGGUAUCAUCCUGGAAAAAUGGAGGUACAAUGCCUUUCAUAUUUGAUACUGUCUGGGACUUAAUAAAACUUGCAGAUUAUUUAACCCAGAGAGAGGAUAUAGAUCCUACUAGGAUUGGAAUUACUGGUGAAUCACUUGGAGGAAUGCAUGCAUGGUUUGCUGCUUUUGCUGACACUCGCUAUGCAGUGGCUGCCCCAAUAAUUGGCAUCCAGGGAUUUCGAUGGGCUAUAGACAAUGACAAGUGGCAGGCUCGAGUUAACAGUAUAAAGGCUGUAUUUGAAGAAGCAAGGAUUGAUUUAGGCAAGAAUGAAAUUGAUAAAGAAGUGGUGGAGAAGGUCUGGGAUAGGAUUGCUCCUGGUCUAGCCUCCCAGUUUGAUUCACCUAAUACAGUCCCGGCUAUUGCACCACGCCCUUUACUGAUUGCAAAUGGAGCCAAAGAUCCUCGUUGCCCUACUGAUGGCCUAGAAAUUCCCAAGACAAGGGCAUGCAAGGCUUAUGGAGAUGCCCAUUGUUCAGAUAAGUUUAAGCUCAUUGCGGAACCUGAAAUAGGGCACAACAUGACACCAUUAAUGGUGAAGGAAGCAAGCGAUUGGUUUGACCGGUUCCUCAAGUAAUAGUGUGGUCCUAGUAACGGUUUCUUUGUUUGUACUUCAUAGAUGGAGGUGUAUUUUGUAACCGGGAUUCUGAAAAACUCAAUUUGAAUGAUGUGAUGAACUCUGUGAUAAAAUAAUCCUUUAAUAAUGUAGUUCUAAUUAAUAAUAAUAAGAAAGCAAUUCCAUUGUACAGAUUUUGAUGCAA
This is a messenger RNA of Theobroma cacao (cacao), 1441 nucleotides long. RefSeq lists its product as uncharacterized. Gene Ontology annotation, biological process: proteolysis. Gene Ontology annotation, molecular function: serine-type peptidase activity. NCBI's taxonomy places the organism in Eukaryota, Viridiplantae, Streptophyta, Magnoliopsida, Malvales, Malvaceae. The record is from RefSeq and is a predicted model, not a curated record.